Molecule: messenger RNA, 2038 nt
Organism: Fundulus heteroclitus (mummichog)
Lineage: Eukaryota; Metazoa; Chordata; Actinopteri; Cyprinodontiformes; Fundulidae
Product: carbonic anhydrase 4-like
Exons: 11
Coding region: 40-1026 (328 amino acids)
Cellular component (GO): plasma membrane
Molecular function (GO): zinc ion binding; carbonate dehydratase activity
Source: RefSeq, a predicted model, not a curated record
AUGCAGAAAUAAGCUGGAUGAAAACUAUAAAAGGGGAGUAUGAGGCUGGACAGCAGAUAUCUCAGAGGAAACAUCGCUACUGCAAAGAUGAAUUUGCUUGCAGUUAUUGCUGUUGCUGUGUGUGUCCUAGCACCACAUGCUGACUGCGCAUCAGAUAACAUCGCCUGGUGUUACCACCACCCAUGCUGCAACUACCGCACCUGGCCGGCCAUUGCUCCUCAGUUCUGCAAUGGAACACGUCAGUCCCCCAUCAACAUCGUGCCAGCUGCGGCAAAGGGGAACAGUGACCUGGUGGAGUUCAGCUUCAAGGGCUACGGCAACACCUACGCCUUGAAAACCAUCGAGAACACCGGGAAGACGGUUAAAGUGACCUUAAAAAGAGGCAUCCAGAUCUCAGGGGGAGACUUGUCUGAAUGCUACGACAGCCUGCAGUUCCAUCUUCACUGGGGAAACGGAGCCGCUUACCCCGGGUCAGAACAUACUGUGGACGGCAAGCGCUACCCCAUGGAGCUACACAUUGUACACAUCAAAUCCUCCUUCAAGAGAAACACCGAUCUUGCUGUUGCUGAUUCUGAGGGAGUUGCUGUUCUUGGUUUCUUUAUUGAGGAGCUGCCAGGUACGAGAAACCAGCCAGCCAGCUGGAAGACCUUGACCUCCUACUUGUCAGAUGUCUCGUUGGCUGGCCAGAAGUCAAGAAUAAAAUAUAGGAUUUCUCUGGACGAUCUUCUCUCUGGGGUGGACCGCUCAAAGUACUAUCGCUACCUCGGCUCCUUGACCACCCCUACCUGUGAUGAGGCUGUGGUUUGGACCGUGUUCAAGGAGCCAAUUAAAGUCAGCAAAAACUUGAUUGACCUCUUCAGCACAAGGCUGCACAUAGGUGACACGCCCUAUUCACCUCUCAUGGUUAAUGUGUUUCGAGGCAUCCAGCCAUCGCAGCCAGUCUCAACGCAGCCGUCCUGCACCAUACCUCACCGCCUUCUGAAAAAAAAGGGGACAGGCUGGGCUUUUUUCUGGGGAGAAAACUAAAAAGCUAAGGUCACAGCUCAACCAGUGUUUGAACUAUCCUACUUUGGAAUCAAAUGUGCGUAAAAAGCUAAAUACUUAGCUUUUAUAAAUUUCUUGUAUUUAUAGACUUGCCUGUCUUCAACUGCUGUACAACAUCAAUGCAUUUGUAACAGUUUUUGUUCAUUCCUUGUUGUUCUUCUUCUUGUAAUGACAAUAAGUUUUAUUUACAAAGCACCAUUCAGAACACUCAAGGACACUGUUCAGAACAAGCAGAACAAUAAAGAUAAAACAUUUAACAAUGAAAGUUACAAUGAACCGGUAAUCAGAGAAAGAAUGCACUACGCUUCAGCUAUUUUGAUAUAUUUUAUCAUUUUCAGAAACUUCCUUCUUAAAAUGUUUUGCAUUUCAAUCACAUUAGAAUUGGUCCAGCUCAAUUUAUUAAAAUUCUAAACUCCUUAAACCUGGUCUACAUCGUUCUAUUCUAAUAUGAAAAUCUUUCAAACCCAGUUUUGUGAUUUAUGAAACUUUUAUCUCCCCAUUUCAGCUUCAUGUACUUAGUACACAGCAUUACCUAAACUUUAGGUCAGUUCCUUUUUGACUAUUUAGGUUUUUCAAAAGAUAUUUUGUCUUUCUUUUGCCAAAGUUUGUAUUAAUUCUUUCAAAUUCAAUAAAUGCUACUUUAUUGGUUUUCUCUUCUUAAGCACUUUUCUGUAGGAGUUUGCGCUUCUAUAGCAAUCAGCUGCAGCUGAUACCUUGAUUCUGAAAUAUUUCCUUCAUUUUUUUUCACCCUUCAACAGGAGGUUAUGCAGACUUCUGUCUGUUACUCCACUUUAGCUUUCAGUUUUUCUGUUGAUCAGCUGACAGCUUAGCUGUUGUUAAUGUUUAUGCUCCUGUCAAAGUAAGAAUUGGUUCAUCUGAUCAUGGAAUAAAGUGGGUUUGAUUAUUUGAGCAUUUGUACUGUGUGGAUUAAAUGCAUGCAUUUAUUUAGAGAUUUAAGGCACACAUAAGGAUUAAUUUGCAAAAUACAGAUAAA